CAGGAAGCGCAACACUGACUAGAGUGAAACUGCAGACAGCUCGACCUGAACCCCCGUACCAAGACUGAGAAUAAACCAACUAGACAUCAUGUUUUGGAGGCUUUUCUUCGUGACAAUAUUACUAGCCCUCUUCGGAUCGUUGACAAGCCAGGGAUUUACGCAGGAUGAAGACUGUAGUUUAUUGAAAUCCUGUGAAGCAUGUGGAAAUGUGACUCACUGCCAGUGGAUGCAGUGUUCAGAUGAGCCAAAGUUUUUAUGUUUUAAUGGCAGUGCUGAGAACCAAACGCAAACCAGCUGCUUCAGUGUGAACUGCACCACAGGGCCGAGCCCGAGCCCGAGCCCGAGCCCGAGCCUGACCCCGAGCCUGACCCCGAGCCUGACCCCGACCCCGUCAGUGAACCCCACCACAAAUGCUACCAUCAAUGCUACCACAACAGGCCCAACCACAGCAGUUGUUCCGACUGGAAACAGCACAGUCACAAAUGUCACGUCCAUGUCUUCUACUGCUGCUCCUGCUCCUUCACCUUCUCCUUCUCCAUCUCCAUCUAAAUCAUCCACAUUUGAUGGCGCCAGUUUCAUCGGUGGAAUUGUGUUAGUCCUUGGCCUUCAAGCGGUCAUCUUUUUCCUUUACAAGUUCUGCAGAUCCAAGGAUCGCAACUACCACACCCUGUAACACGCUGUCACCUGGAGGCAACACGAAACCCACACUCCGACCCAAAAAAGAGAGACAGACACAUUGUACUUACAAUACUCUCGUAAUUCCCCAGGUUUAACCUAAUAUUUGACAUU
Messenger RNA from Carassius carassius (crucian carp), 789 nucleotides. RefSeq names its product CD164 molecule, sialomucin (gene cd164). Bases 89 to 673 code for a protein of 194 amino acids. Lineage: Eukaryota; Metazoa; Chordata; Actinopteri; Cypriniformes; Cyprinidae. The record is from RefSeq and is a predicted model, not a curated record. Gene Ontology annotation, cellular component: cytoplasmic vesicle. The transcript is spliced from 6 exons.